CGGACAGGAUUAAUAACGAUAUUAUUACAAUGGCAACAGUAUAGCGUUGUUGUUGUCGUUGUCGUAGUAGUAGUAGUAGUAGUAGUAGUAGUAGUAGUAGUAGUAGUAGUAUAGUAGUAGUAGUAGUAGUAGUAGUAGUAGUAGUAGUAGUAGUAGUGUAGUAGUAGUAGUGUAGUAGUGUAGUAGUAGUAGUGUAGUAGUAGUAGUGUAGUAGUAGUAGUAGUAGUAGUAGUAGUAGUAGUAGUAGUUGUAGUAGUAGUAGUGUAGUGGACGGUAGUAGUAGUCACGACGACGAGUGUACGGACGCGUUUUACAAACGGCUACUUGCGUGACGGCGGAGCAGCUAACGGGGUCGCCGCCGACCGACGACGGUCCAUCGCCAAGCAGUGUCCGGUACAGUGGGAAUCGCACAGUUUUGUUGUGUUGCUUUUUUUUUUUUUUCCAUUAAUCCCCUCUCUCACUCUCUCGUUUGUUUUGUUAUCGUUUCUGUCACGGUUUCCUGUCACUCCGUGUCACCCGCGACAGCGGUACAACUACAGUCACAGUAGCCGCGAAUCCUCUACAAUCGCGACAGCGUUUGACCGACGGGAUCGCUUAACCGGUUGAUCGGCGGCGUCGCGACGGUCGGGGGCUUGCGAUAACACCGUAGUCGUCGCUCUCGCGGUAGACGGCGCUGACAACGCUGUUCGCCGCCGCCGCCGCCGCUGUCGUUGUCGUCGUCGUUCGUUUCGCACCCAGUUGUUCCCGAUUUCCCCGUAGGUAUACAGUAGAGAUUAUACAUUCGUUCACGGCGUCCGUCCGCCGUCGACGUGUGUGUGUGUGUGUGUGUGUGUGUGUGUGUGUGUGUGUGUGUGUGUGUGUGUGUGUACGUGUGCGCGCGUAUGCGUAUGUGUUUCCAUCGUCAGUCUACGCGCGCGUCAGCGAGUGCGCGACGUCAGUUGUUUGCUACUGCGUAUGUGCGCUAGUUUCCGUCCUAGUUACGGGUUUUUUUUUUUGUUUUGUUUUUUUUGUUUUUUUUGUUUUUUUUCCCUAGAGCAGUGGUCGAUCGCUGUUCCCCCGGCCGUGCGUCGCACUUGCCACUUUACGCUGGCGACUCGACGUCCCGUCGGCCGUUCGCUCGGGCUCCCCUUUAUUUCUUCCCCGACGGUCUUUUAUCACUCGACCCAAUUUUCGUUCGUUGACAUGGUCGUGAUCGCCGCCGCCCGGCCCCGGUGUCCCGCGUUCGAAAGCUCUACGACCGCGGUCCGCGCAGCGACCGAUGAUACACCACUGGUUGCUGGCCGGACGACCACCGUCGCAGCGUUUUAGACGAUAAUAUUGUAAUAUUGCCGACGGCCUUAUUACCGUCGGUCGACACGCCGGUGUGCUUACGUCUCAAAACGCAGCAUGAUGAACAACGGUUUGCCGAAGAAACGCACAAACCUGCGCAUCAAAGCGUUUCCGGUGAGUAGCACCCGAUCCGUUAACAAUCGCUUUCUGAAUUCUUACUCGCUCCCGUCCGUCUUCUUCGCCCAGGUACCUAAGUUGGUUUCGUCCGUCGCCGGCGCGUACGUGCAAUUUACUACUAUUUAUCUACUACUACUACGUUGUGUAACGCGCUGUACCUAUUGAUUGUCGUGUUUCCGUCCACGGCAAUGUCGCAGGACAUUUUCUGUCGUCGACCACUGUGAUCUGCAGUGAUUCACUACGUAGACGCGUUAUUACACGACUGGGAUGAAACUAGAAGAGAGAAACAAAAAAAAAAAAAAAAAAAAAAAAAACGAAAAAAACAUUGCAUAAUUGGUAUUCGGUGGGGGGCGGGAGGUGUAAGUACAUAUUUAGAAAUCAAUAAUUGCCUCGGGUCAUUGGUUAUACUAGAUAAUAGAGCGUACACGUUGUAUAUAAAUCCCCGAGAUAUUUUGAAAUUCUUGUAGUUUUAAUCCUGCUGUUACUCAGUAUUGUCGGUGCCAUAAAAUCCGAGUGUGAAGACAUCGGCCACAGCACCCGUCCAACAAUGUUGUUCGUAGCGUUUGUAUAAUCAGUACCCAGUAUGAAUUUAUUGAAAAGAAAAAACCAUUUGGAUAUUCACAUUUGUUUAAUCUAUGUAACAGUAGGUAUGGUAACUUUAAUAAAUCCGUUUUUGCAUUAAUCCUUAGUAAUUUUUACCUUCUACCUUGAUACCUACCUAUAAUUAUUAUAAUUAUUUUAUUGAUCGCUAGUAAAUAAAUUAAUCAGAAAAUUAAAAUUUUAAACGUACGUUGUAAGAUACAAUAUAGGUACCUACAUUCAACAUUUUUUUUUUUUUUUUAUUAUUAUUUAGCAUCCCUCUUUUUAAUAGUUGUAUUUAAAUGUUUGCUGUCCAAACUGUAAGUUAGAACGUUAUCAAAUUAGACAUGUUUAAAUUUUAAUGUUCAAUGAUCACCAUUUAAGCGCUCGGGUAUUUUUUCGUUGCGAUACAUUUAACUGUUAUGUUUAUUACAUAACAAUUAUAUACCUAUUAUUUAAAUUUUCAAUAAAAUUAGAUCAUUGGUACCUAGUAUUUUGUUACCUAAUGCUUUGAUAAGUGCAUUGUGUUUCCGUAAGUAGGUACACAAGUUUGUAUUAAUAAUAAACGUUAUUAGUUACUUUACAUGUAGCCUGUACACUUUUUUGCAAUAUUAUCACAACACUUACCUAUCAUUUUAUACUUAUAGAAGUCACAGUGAAAACCUAAGCAAGUACUUUAGUAGAUAAUACUUGAAAUUUACAAGAGUUUACUUAAUGUUUUUAGUCGUAUUAGCACGUGCCUAUCAGUAGGUUACUGUAGACAAGUAGUAUUCCGAAUAUUUUUAAAGUACUUUUCUGAAUAUUUAAAAAAAAAUUUUUUUUUUUUUGAAAGUAUUCAAUAGUGUAUUCUGUAUAGUUUUGAAAAUUGUUUUAUUCCUUAUGAAAAAAAAAAAAAAAUGUAAUUUUAGUUUUUAAAUUGGAUGUUCAAUGCUUAACAAUAAGUUAUGUUUCUUUUCCUAUUGGAUAUUUAUUUAUUUAUUGAAAUAAACAUCAAAGUUGGUUUAAGUGCAGUAUAAUAUAUAUAUAUAUAUUAAAAUAAUAACAUAAUUAAUGUAAUAACAUAUACUAUAACUGUAUACCACUUUUUGUUAGUAAAAAUAAUUCAAUUAUUUCACGUAUUAAUUUAACAGAUUUGAAGUAUAAUAAAUAAGACAGAUGAAUUCUAAUAAUUGCAUAUUUAUUUUGCUCAGUCGUAAAAUAAGGCCAGUUUGAAAGAAAUUAAUUUAAUGUUACAACAACUUAAGAGCCAAAUCUAUAAUUUUAUAUUGCUUAUUUAGGUUUUUCCUAAUGCUUUGUGGGGACUUUUUCAGAUUUCUUUUUCACAAUUUCUUAAGAAAUAAUACUUAUCAAAAUGGAGAUUAUUAAUAAAAGCAUAAAUUAUUUAUUUAAAAUGUUAUUUUUUAGUGUCUGAAGAAGAAAUGUCUAAAUAGGUGUGUAUAAAAAGCAAUCAAUGCAAGGUAUUUCUAAUUUUGGCAAUUGUAUUAUUGGGUAAUUGUUUUUCUUAUUUUAGAUGGUUUUAAAUAAUUCAUAUUUUUUAAUUUUUAUCUAAAAAAAAUUUGAAAACUUAUUUUUAGUGCUUAUUUUUGGGUUUUUAAGUGUAUAAGUGCUAACUUAUUUUCUAUUUUUUUAGAGCUACAUGUCUCCUGCCCUAAUAAUAAAUAAUCAUGUUACUUAUCAUAUAGGUAAAUCUUUAGUUGCUUUAAGUCAUCCAAAAAUAGUAUUAUAUUUUUCAAGAUCCUGAGCAUAGUUAGGAAUGAUUGGUUUACCAGCAUGUGUGUUUGCUAACAACUUUUAUACCAGAAAUAUUGCUCCAAUUGAAAACAUGAUGAGAACUAUUUUGUAGCAUUUUGGAUUUAGUUGGCGCUAAGAAAAACGAUUAUUUUGUUUUCCAAGCAGUUUUAAUAAUAAUUGAGAAAAAAACUAACAAAUUAACCGUGUUUUCGAUUUCAGUAUUAUAAUUUUGUUUUUGAUUCCAGAAAUCUUCUCUGAAAUUUCGAGAGUUCACUUCUGAAAGAAAAUUUAAUCUAGUUGGUGCAUUUGGAAUCCGAAUAUUUUUCACAAAGUAUUCAGAAUAUUUUGAAAAUACUAUUAUUGUGAUGUAUAUAUUUAAAUAUUAUUUUUUGUAUGUAGUCAUUUUUAUUCUGAAUACUUUAAAACUUUUUAUAAUUAGGUAAAUAAUUUUCAGUUUCAAAAGCUUGUGAUGUAGGUUGUAGUAUUAUUAUUAGUAAUAUUUUAAAUGUUGUGUUAAGAUCAAUUUCUAAUAAAGAAAUUAAAAUGUUUAAAUAUAUCAUGGUGAUUUUUGUGUGUUCAGGAAAUAAAUGUCUAUUUAAAAAACACUAGUAAAAGUAGAAUUUUUUUAUUGGAAUAAUAAGUAAAUAUUAAAAAAAUAAUCAAUUCAUUUUUUAAUCAGAUAUAAAUAUUUGAAUAAUUCUGAUAGCCCCAUUCUACAGUAAAUAUUGAUCACUAGCUGAAUAUCUUUGUUACUGUCUAUAAUAUAUUUCAAAAUCAAUUAAACUCCAUUAUAAUUGAAAUUCUAAUUUUAUUGGUAUGCCAUGCGAUAAUUAAUACAAAUAGCAAAUGGAAAUAAAACCAUAAGUCCUAAUAAGAUAUUUAAAGUAACACCCGAUAACAACUUUUAUUAAUGGAACCAAUAAAUAUGUUUGCAACAAAAAUAUAUGUUAAAACUACUGUAUAUGUUUGAUUUUUUUUCAGAUGACUAUGGAUGAGAAAUUGAUUGACAGUAUUUGGGUGUUAUUGAAAAAUGCCAUUCAGGAAAUUCAAAAGAAAAACAAUUCUGGUCUUAGUUUUGAGGAAUUGUAUCGAAAUGCUUAUACCAUGGUAUUAUUGAAACACGGUGAAAAGUUGUAUACUGGCAUGAAAGAUGCUGUAAUAAAUCAUUUAGAGAACAAGGUAGCCACACGCAUAUGAAUUUAUAUUUUUUUGUCAAAUUUAAAAUAUUAUAUUUAAUAUUAUUUAUAGGUUAGAGAAGAUGUUUUAAAAGCCUUAAAUAAUAAUUUUUUACAAGUACUCAAUAUUGCCUGGAAUGAUCACCAAACUUCAAUGGUUAUGAUACGUGAUAUACUGAUGUACAUGGAUCGAGUUUAUGUUAAACAUAAUGAAGUGGAUAAUGUUUAUAACUUGGGUCUCAUUUUGUUUCGUGAUUUAGUAAGUUAAUUAAAUAUAAUUAUAUACAGGGUGUCGCAUAUACCCAUUAUUGUAAUAGUUCUGGAGAUAAUAAGGAUAAGGACCUUACAAAUAUUUAUAUUGCAAUUAAUUUUUUAUGCUAUGAUAAAAAUCUUAAAAAAAAAACUUUAUCUUAUUAUUUUUGAAAAAUCACAUUCUCUAAUUGAUUAUUAUUAUUAUUUUGAUUAAUUGACUGUAUACUACUUUUUUCUGAAUUUAAAAAAUUCUUAUUAAAUAUCAAGAAUUUAACGAAAAUAAAAAGUUGAUACAACAAAAUUUUCAGAAGAAUAAAUUCUAUCGGAAUAAUUUCACGGCUAUCUUUAAAUUUUUCAAAAAUAAUAAAAUAGUUAUUUUUUAAAUUUUUUAUGAAAACAUUAAAAUGAAUUGCAAUAUAAAUAUUUGUAGUCCUUAUUCCUGUCUACAUUUUAUUUUCAAAUGGCAAUCUAUAUUAAAAAUUCCAUAUAUUGAUGAAGUAUUGUUAAAAUAAAUUUUGGUGUUAAAAUGUUGGAUUUCUGUCAAUCUGUUGAUUCUACUUUUAAGUUAAGGUUAGUAGAUAGUAAUGGUACUUCAUUUAUGUGACAGUAUUUUAAUAUACACUACUACUAUCCACCCAAGCUUAAAGUGGAAUCAAUAGAUUGAAAUCCAACAUUUCAUCACCAAUAUUUAUUUCAACUAAUAUUUCAUUAAUUAUUAAGGGAUUUUUUAAUAUAACUUGUCAUUUGAAAAUAGCAGGUAGUAGUGUUUUAUCCCCAUAAAAAAAGGGUGACAAAAAAUAACAUAAAUGUAAAGUUGUAGAGCUACUUGUUCCUAAAAUGUGUUCUAUAAAACAAAUUCUGAAAAAAGUUAGUGCUUUCGGAGAUGAUAAGUGUCUUAUGAUAGAUUGAACAUUAUGUAUAAUAUUUAACUGUACUAUUAUUAUUUGUAUUAUUUUACAUAUAUUCUAUAUGCUUUUGAAUGUAUACAUCUGUAAUAAAAUACUCUUUUGAUCUUUAGAUUGUUCGGUAUGGCUAUAUUCGGGAUCACCUUCGUAUAACACUGUUAAAUUUGAUAAAACUUGAAAGGAGAGGUGAAGUUAUUGAUCGCAUAUCUAUUAAAAAUGCUUGUCAAAUGUUAAUGAUUCUUGGAAUUACGGGUCGUAUUGUUUAUGAAGAAGACUUUGAGAAGCCAUUUUUGGAACAAUCAGCAGAGUUUUAUAAAGUAUAUUUUAUUUACAAUUAAUGAAAUGAUUAUUAAACUUAACUAUAAUAUCUAUUUUUUUUUUUUUUGCAGAUGGAAAGUCAAAAGUUUCUAUGUGAAAACAGUGCAUGCAUUUACAUAAGAAAAGUUGAAUCUAGGAUUAUAGAAGAAGCGGAUCGAGCCAAACAUUACCUGGAUGAGUCAACUGAAUGCCGUAUUGUAGAGGUUAUUGAAGAAGAACUAAUUAAAAGGAAUAUGAAAACAAUUGUUGAGGUUAAUACAAUUACAACAUUAAUGUAUACAAUAAAUAUAAUUUUACUAAUAUAUGGUUUUUAUAGAUGGAAAAUUCUGGUGUUGUACACAUGUUAAAACAUAAUAAAAUUGAUGAUUUAUCUUGUAUGUACAAGUUAUUAAAUCGUGUCUCUGAUGGUUUAAGAACUAUGUCCGAUUGUGUUAGUAACUAUUUACGUGAAUUGGGAAAAUCACUUGUACAAGAAGAAGAUAUGAAUAAUAAUGCAGUUAGCUAUAUUCAAGUAAUUUAUUUUAAUUAACAAUAAUCAAAAAUAUUUGCAAUUUUUUUUCUAGAAAUAAAUUUAUAUUUAUUAUAUAUAUAUAUAUGUAUAUAUACUAUCUAAUAAUUGUAAAAAUAUCUUGCUAUUUUAUUUAAUAAAAAUACAGUAUUAUUAUUGUUAUUCAUAUUUCUUUAAACUUAUGUAUUUAUAUUUCAGAGUUUACUGGAUUUGAAAGAUAGAUUCAAUUUUUUCUUGAUUAAUUCAUUUAACAAUGAUAAGAUGUUUAAACAAAUGAUGGCUGCUGAUUUUGAAUAUUUUUUCAACCUGAAUUCUAAAUCUCCUGAAUAUUUAUCUUUAUACAUUGAUGAAAAAUUAAAAAAAGGAGUGCGUGGGGUAAUAAUAAUUAAAAUUUCUUUUAUUUAAGUGUUAAUAAAUUAUUGUACUUUUACAUAUUUGGAUUGUGGGUGUUUUUCAUUUAUAAACAUUUCUGUUUACUGAUUCUAGUUAAGUGAAAAUGUAUUAUAUGAUUUAAUUAUAGCUAAUUUGAGUAUUAAAAAAUAACCAUAUGUUGGCUGUCUAUUAGUAUAUGAUAUUGAAUGAAAAAUUCAUGUAGUUAUCAAAUUUUAUUUUUAAGUAAACAUAAUGGAAAAUAUUUUUGUUAAAGUUAUUUUGGAUUAAAAAGAUAAAAUUGUUCUGUUUUAUUGCAAAAUAAAUCUACUUUUUAAAAAACUUAACAUAUCUAUAAAUAGUAGAAAUGAUACACUCUUUUACAUCAAUUUUAAUUUGCUAAAUAUUUAUAUUGAAAUUUUAUAAAAUGAAAGAAAUAAAUAAAUAAUUAAUUAAAAAUUGAAUACCACAUCAUGUUUUAAAAUAUUCAAAACCUUAAAAUGGCAAACUAGAUUUUAAGCACACAGUUAGCUCUCAAUGAAUCAUCAAAAUUAUUUAGAAAUUUAAAUUUAUUUAUUUUUCUUAACCUUUGCUAGGUAAUAAUUAGUGAAUAUCUAAUUUAAUUACAAGAUAAUAAUCUUUAUUCUUUAAAAAUGUAAAACAUGCUAAUAAUCAUCUUUAUAAAAAAUACAUACAAAUUACUAUUCCAUUUAUUAUUAUUAUUAUUUUUUUCAUUAUUUAAACAUUUCAAUUUCUGGUUAACUAAAAUAUUUCUUUUAGAUUUUGGAUAAAUUUGAUUGUUUAUUUUUUAUAUCUAUUCUAUAUUGGGAUUUUGAUAUUUUUAAUUUAUUUGGUUUUGUGUUUGGUUGAGGUGUACAGCUUUGACUUAAAUAAAUGACUAUAUUGAAUGCUUUUAUAAACUAAUCAAAUUAUUGAUAUUUCAGUUAACUGAAAAUGAUAUAGAAAUCGUUUUAGACAAAUCAAUGGUCAUUUUUCGGUUUCUUCAAGAAAAAGAUGUAUUUGAAAGGUAUUAUAAACAGCAUUUAGCCAAGAGAUUACUUUUAAAUAAAUCUGUCAGCAAUGACAAUGAAAAGAAUAUGAUCUCAAAACUUAAGGUAAUUUUUAUUAUUUGUAAUAUAAUUCAACAAAUAUAACUUAAAUAAUACUAUAGACUGAGUGUGGCUGUCAAUUCACUUCAAAACUGGAAGGCAUGUUUAAAGAUAUGUCUAUAUCUAACACCCUUAUGGAAGAAUUUAAGGAAUAUGCUGUUAGAUCUAACUGUGUAAGUAUUUAAUUAUUUGUAUUACAAUAAAUUACUCAUCUUAGAUGUCUUUAAAUAAAAUUAUUUUAAUUUAAUUUUUGUAGCCAUUCUUACACUUUUUGGAUCUUACCGUGAGAGUUUUGACUACAGGAUUCUGGCCUACCCAUUCUUUAUCCAAGUGUAAUAUACCAUCAGUUCCUAGAAGUGCUUUCGAUGAAUUCAAACUGUAAUUAUUAUUUCUUAAUUUACAUAAUAUUUGAAUUAUAAUUCAAGUUUAUAAUUGAACCUUUAUUAUUAAAUAGAUAAAAAUAAAAAUGAUUUAUUGACUCCAGCUCACAAUAGGUGUGUUUUGGGGAUUAACCUGGUUGUAUUUUUAAUCAGACAUGGUUAGUGAUUAAACAUUUCUAAAAAUGAUAUGUUUAUAAUUAUUAAAAAUAAUGUUAAUUGUUAAUAGACAUUUAAAGCAUUUAUACUUUUUACUGUGUUUAAAGGAUAGAGGUAAGUUUAAAGUUUACCUAUUAUCCUGAAUUAUUAAUGUAUACCGGAAAUAGCAUUAUUUAAUCUGCUGUAGCUGUUAAAACAAUUAGAUACUAAACAUUUAUGGUUAUAUUAUAAUUUGAAAAAAAAAAAUAAUUUUCAAUGGAGUAAGUUAAUUAUUGCAUAAACAUUAUCAUUAGAAUAAAUUUUCUGUCUACUCAUCAAAACAAAAUUUAAAAAUGUCCCCACUUGAUCUAAAAUUAUAAAAUAGGAUUAUUCAAAAACUAAGAUGAAUUUUAAACAUACAAAAAAAAAGUACCGGUUAUAAUGUAUCUAUAUUCAUUGUUUUAUCAAUAGCCAACCAUCAUAACUAUUAUUUUUACUAGGUUAUGAUAUUUCAGUAACCAAUGAUUUGUUUAUAAAAUGCAAUAACCCUGUUACCAUUUGGUUAUUCCUUAAAACACCCCUAAUACUAUAUUUAUAAUUUUUUUAUUAACUAUAAUGCUAGUUACAUUUGUAUAGUCUUAUUUAUAUAAGAUAUAUAUUAUAUAUUUUGAAAUAUAACAAAAACAAAUGUUUUUCUUUUAUAAUAUUAUCUAGUAAUUUACAUACAGUUUAAAUAUUAGAUAUAUUACAAGUUGCAUAAAUAUUCUUAUAUUUUUUAAAUAUAAAGAUUUUACUUGAGUAAACACAAUGGACGACAAUUAACAUUGCAACCUCAACUUGGGUCAGCUGAUUUGAAUGCUGUAUUCUAUGGUACUGGACGGUCAGAUAUGGAAAUGUCAAAGCAUGUUUUAGGGGACCAAUUGCGUGGUAGAAAUACUAAUCGUCAAUUGGAGCGAAAACACAUAAUUCAAGUAUCUACUUAUCAGAUGUGUGUGCUUUUGUUGUUUAACACACGAGAUAAAUUAACUUUUGAAGUAAUUUAUUUUUAAAAAUGCAUUCAAUAAUGUAUUGUGUUUUAAUAAUAUUAUUUAUUAUUUGGUCAUGUGUUACAUUUCAGGAUAUUUUAAGUGAAACUGAUAUUCCCGAAAAAGAUUUAAUUAGAGCUUUGCAAUCCUUAGCAUUGGGAAAACCCUCACAGCGUAUACUUUUAAAAACUCCAAAGUGUAAAGAAAUUGAGUUGAAUCAUGAAUUUUGUGUAAAUGAGAUGUUUUCAUCCAAAUUGUAUAGGUUAGUGAUAACAUAAUAUGAUUCAUUAUGUAUGUACUAUACUUAUGAAACCAUAUUAACUGAAAUUAAAAUGUAUUAAUUUUAGGGUAAAAAUUCAAACUGUGGCAGCUAAAGGUGAAACAGAACCAGAAAGAAAAGAAACUAGAAGUAAAGUAGAUGAGGAUCGUAAACACGAAAUUGAAGCUGCUAUUGUACGUGUUAUGAAAUCUCGGAAAAAGAUGACUGUGAGUAAAAAACAUCUAUUAAUAUUUCUACACAUGAUAUUUAUACUAUGACAUACAUUCAAUUCUUUAGCACAAUACCCUUGUAUCAGAGGUUAUUGAUCAACUUAAAGUGAGAUUCUUACCUUCCCCAGUCAUCAUCAAGAAGCGAAUUGAAGGAUUAAUUGAAAGAGAAUAUCUCUCAAGGUCCUUAGAAGAUAGACGAACUUACAUUUAUGUUGCUUAAAAUGUAUUUAAAUAAAUAUAUAUUUUAAUAUGUGUAUAAAGAAAGUCUUCCUAUGUUUGUGAGAUUUACAAAGUUAAAUACAUUGAAUUAGGUGGACAUUGUUCCUAUUUCUAUAAAAAAACAAAAAAAAUCAAGAAUAAAUGUACUAAGUAUAAAGUCAUUUUAUAAUCUAAGUGCAAUUUGUUAUUCAAAUAUUCUAUAAGGUUAGAAUAUUAUUUAAAUAAGUAUUAUUAAAAUUGUAAAAAAACAUAGGUGCUACAUUGUAAAAAAUAAUAAAAUGUAUUCUUUAUUACAUGUUUAAAGAGAUGUGACAAUGAUUAGUAACUGAUCAUUAUCAACUUUUGAUGUUGGUAUUCUAUUUUAAACUCCCUUUAGGUUUGUAUUUUAAGUAUAUAUAAUGCAUAAUGUAUUUGUUCUCAAUGUAAAUAUGUAAUCAUCAAACUAACUCGAAUUGUCGUUUAUUUCGGGACAAUCUUUACUACACUAUAUAUUAAAUUAAUAAUAUGUGUUCUUUUCAAGCUUAAUUAUAACUUAUAAAGUAUAACCAAUAAUAAUAAUCCCCCUAUAAUUAAGAUUUUUUUGCAUUAUAAAAUAAUUAUUAAGUACUUAUUCUAUUUUAUAUUACCAUAUUACGACCAUACCUAUAUUUCAUAUAAUUUGAACCCAAUUUAUAUCUAAUCAUCGUUUAUUUUUGGUGUUCAUUUUAUACAUAUUUUAUAGUACAGUAAAAAUUGGUUAUAGUGACAUCAUUAUAAUAACCUUUAGACUAUAUAUAAAAAAAAAUUGUUAUAAUUUAUACUAACAUUUAUUUAUUAUAUAUUUAUAUCAUUUAUGUAAUUUGUACCUUUAAGUAAUAUGUAUAAUAAUAAUAAUAGUUUAUGAAUUAUGCAAUCUCAUCUAGCUAUUAAAUUUAUAAAAUUUAUGUAAUUUAAGUACAUAUUAUUAUAAAUAUCUUGAGUGUUUCACUAAUCAUUGAUUUAUUUCAAAGAAAAGAUUAUUUUGAUUAAUAAUCUACUAUUGAUGUUAUUUUAAAAUGAAAAUAUAGCUUUGUAUUAAAUUAAAUAAUCAUUGUCAUGCAAACAUUAUCUCUAAAUAUUACAAUAAGUGUGAUGAUAAACUAAGUUCUAGAGAACAUUUUUUUUAUUAUUAGUAAAUGGAACAGUAGAUAAUAGUGUUAAGUGUUUAGUUUUAUAAUAAUAAAAAUCAAGUAUAAAACAAACUUGUAGAAACUAAAAUAAUUUUUACCUUUUUUUAAUGUAAUUUGUAAUAUUUUUCCACAAUAUGUAUUAUAAUAAUUGAUUUUUAUUGUACUUACUUAAGCCACAAUUUGCAAUGUCUCCAAAAUACCUAAAUUAUUAGGUAGGUAUUUAUUUUUAUUUUUAUUUUUUUAUGUAUAUAUAGGAUGUUCUACUAGUUCUAGUUUUAUAUCUCUGUAGUUAGAUUUUCUUCUGAUAUAUAGGGAAAAAUUUAAUUUAUAUUAUCACUUCUUAAACACUAGAUAAAUAUGUAUAACAAUUUAUUCACUUUUUUUAAUUUUACACAUAACAAAUGUGCAUUAGAUAUUCUAAACAUUUUAACUAAACUUGCAUACAUAUCCAAUUAAUAGUUCCUUAGUAAUAGCUUUAAUUUCUAGAGAAGGGAUGUAAAAAAAUAUUCAAAAGACUACCACAUUGUGUGGUAGGGAAUAACAAUCAUAACUGUCAACUGAUAACUAUUUGUAAAUUAAGCUUGUUCUCAUUUUAUUUUGUACCACUAUAUGACAAUACAACUAUUGUGUUAGAAUUUUAAACUCGCUAUUACUAAAAAACUUGAUCAAAUACAAAUUGUUGGUACAUUAAAAUUAUUAGAAUAAUAUAUUUUACAAGAUAAAUAUUUUAAGAAAUUAAUAAAUAGGUUUUUUUUUUUUUUUGGUUAGGAAGUGAAAAUAAUAAAAAUUAAAUUUCAUUUAAGGGACACAUGUAUGGAUAAAUAUGUGUCCCUUAACACAAAAACUGAUAAGAAAAUCCCAAAAUUUAAUACUUGCAGAGGUAUGAAAAUAGAACACAGUAGGACAUAUAUAUAUAUAUAAAUAUAACAAUUAAUUUAAUUUUGUUAAUCUCAGCAAAUCUUAAAUUUUAAAACCUCGAAAAUUGUCUAAGCUUCAUUUGGGCAAAAAGGCAAUUUUCUUUUUUGCUUCCAGUUAUUUCGUAUAUUAAUUUAGAAUUUUUGUUUAAAUGUUCAAAUGUUUAAAUGUUUAAAUUGUAUGCAGUAUUAUCAUUUGGUUGCUUAAGAUGGAUUUUUGUUUAAAUUAUAAUUUGUGUAAGCAGUUUAAGCCUAAAAAUAUUGAUAAUUUAGUGGUUUUUGUAUCCAUUGCAAUUGUAAAGAAAUUAGGAUAUAGAUGUUAGAAAAUGAGAUAGGAAAUGUUACUUAGUUAAUUAAGUUUCUGAUAAUAUCAUAUUUUUAGUCACUUUUGUUAAAUUAUAUAUUACAUAGUUAAUUAUGAAAAGUUUUAAUGUUAAAUGUUUUAGUCAAUAAAUAUAUAUGAUGAAUAAUUAAAUGUUGAAAAUCAUUUUUUUUUCAAUUGUUAAUUAGAA
Cinara cedri is the source of this 13214-nucleotide messenger RNA. Lineage: Eukaryota; Metazoa; Arthropoda; Insecta; Hemiptera; Aphididae. The record is from the annotation of a GenBank genome assembly.